AUGGAUAAUGCACCUUACCAUUCAGUUCAAAUAGAUAAGGCACCUACUCAAGCAAGCAAAAAGGCACAUUUAGUGGCGUGGUUACAAAGAAAAGGCGUAGAAGCUGACAUGAAUUUAUUGAAAGCUGAACUGCUGGAAUUAGUAAAACAAAAUAAAUUGGCACUUCAACAUGGUCACAAAUUGAUAAGAACACCGCCGUACCAUUGUCAGUACAAUGCUAUUGAAUUAAUCUGGGCUCAGGUCAAAGGAUACGCUGCACGUCAUAAUACAAAGCCACCAUUCUCCACUAAGAAUAUGAUGACAUUGUUAAAAGAAGCUUGUGAUAAAAUAACUAAAGAAGAUUGGGCAAAAGUGGUAGAAAAGACGCGAAAAAUAAUAAAGGAAGAUUAUGAUAGAGACGUUAAUAUUGAUAAUAUUAUAGAAAAUGAAAUAAUUAUAUAUACAGGCGAUGAUAGCUCAUCUGGCUCGUCAUCAGAAGAAAAUGAUUGA
Molecule: messenger RNA, 489 nt
Organism: Arctia plantaginis
Lineage: Eukaryota; Metazoa; Arthropoda; Insecta; Lepidoptera; Erebidae
Source: the annotation of a GenBank genome assembly